GACAGGAGCUUUGGCCAGAGAAAAGUUCAGUAACGAAACGAAAUUCAACAUGGAAACUCGAAUCUUAUUAUUAACGACGAUAAUUUUGUAUCAUGCGAAUGUACAAGCCGUACCAAUUCAAAAUGAAUUCGCAUCACCCAUCGACUGUAAAGGCAAAGACUUUUAUUGUAUCAAUUCAAAACAAUACGUAAAUUGCCUCGAUGUCAACAAUAAUGGUCAAACUCAAAGUGUCGGCAACGAAGUGCAGUGUACUGGACCCCUAUUUUGCGACAACGCUCAACCAUUGAAAUGUUCUUCCGAAAUUGAUCCAUCUGCGUCGACAGUGCAACCAUCACCAGUACCGAGUGAAACUGCCGCACCAAUAACUGAAGCUACAAGUGCUGCUCCAGCACCAAUUACUGAAGUACCAAGUGCUGCUACAUCAGAAACUGCCGCACCAAUAACUGAAGCUACAAGUGCUGCUACAGCACCAAUUACUGAAGUACCAAGUGCUGCUCCAUCAGAAACUGCCGCACCAAUAACUGAAGCCUCAAGUGCUGCUCCAGCACCAAUUACUGAAGUACCAAGUGCUGCUCCAUCAGAAACUGCCGCACCAAUAACUGAAGUUACAAGUGCUGCUUCAUCACCCAUUACUGAAGUACCAAGUCCUGCUCCAUCAGAAACUGCCGCACCAACAACUGAAGCCUCAAGUGCUGCUCCAGCACCAAUUACUGAAGUACCAAGUGCUGCUCCAUCAGAAACUGCCGCACCAAUAACUGAAGCCUCAACUGCUGCUCCAGCACCAAUUACUGAAGUAUCAACUGCUGCUACAUCAGAAACUGCCGCACCAAUUACUGAAAUUACAAGUGUAGCUCCAGCACCCAUUACUGAAGUACCAAGUGCUGCUCCAUCAGAAACUGCCACACCAAUAACUGAAGCUACAAGUGCUGCUCCAGUACCAAUUACUGAAGUACCAAGUGCUGCUCCUUCAGAAACUGCCGCACCAAUAACUGAAGCUACUGCUGCUGCUAUAGCACCAAUUACUGAAGUACCAAGUGCUGCUCCAUCAGAAACUGCAACACCAAUAACUGAAGCUUCAAGUGCUGCUCCAGCACCAAUUACUGAAGUACCAAGUGCUGCUCCAUCAGAAACUGCAACACCAAUAACUGAAGCUUCAAGUGCUGCUCCAGCACCAAUUACUGAAGUACCAAGUGCUGCUCCAUCAGAAACUGCAACACCAAUAACUGAAGCUUCAAGUGCUGCUCCAGCACCAAUUACUGAAGUACCAAGUGCUGCUCCAUCAGAAACUGCAACACCAAUAACUGAAGCUUCAAGUGCUGCUCCAGCACUAAUUACUGAAAUACCAAGUGCUGCUACAUCAGAAACUGCCGCACCAAUUACAGAAGUACCAAGUGUUGCUCCAUCAGAAGCUGCCGCACCAAUAACUGAAGCCUCAAGUGCUGCUCCAGCACCAAUUACUGAAGUACCAAGUGCUGCUCCAUCAGAAACUGCCGCACCAAUAACUGAAGUUACAAGUGCUGCUUCAUCACACAUUACUGAAGUACCAAGUGCUGCUCCAUCAGAAACUGCCGCACCAACAACUGAAGCCUCAAGUGCUGCUCCAGCACCAAUUACUGAAGUACCAAGUGCUGCUCCAUCAGAAACUGCCGCACCAAUAACUGAAGCCUCAACUGCUGCUCCAGCACCAAUUACUGAAGUACCAAGUGCUGCUCCAUCAGAAACUGCCACACCAAUAACUGAAGCUACAAGUGCUGCUCCAGUACCAAUUACUGAAGUACCAAGUGCUGCUCCAUCAGAAACUGCAACACCAAUAACUGAAGCUUCAAGUGCUGCUCCAGCACCAAUUACUGAAGUACCAAGUGCUGCUCCAUCAGAAACUGCAAGACCAAUAACUGAAGCUUCAAGUGCUGCUCCAGCACCAAUGACUGAAGUACCAAGUGCUGCUCCAUCAGAAACUGCAACACCAAUAACUGAAGCUUCAAGUGCUGCUCCAGCACUAAUUACUGAAAUACCAAGUGCUGCUACAUCAGAAACUGCCGCACCAAUUACUGAAGUACCAAGUGUUGCUCCAUCAGAAGCUGCCGCACCAAUAACUGAAGCCUCAAGUGCUGCUCCAGCACCAAUUACUGAAGUACCAAGUGCUGCUCCAUCAGAAACUGCCGCACCAAUAACUGAAGUUACAAGUGCUGCUUCAUCACCCAUUACUGAAGUACCAAGUGCUGCUCCAUCAGAAACUGCCGCACCAAUAACUGAAGCCUCAACUGCUGCUCCAGCAUCAAUUACUGAAGUACCAAGUGCUGCUCCAUCAGAAACUCCAACACCAAUAACUGAAGCUUCAAGUGCUACUUCAGCACCAAUUACUGAAGUAUCAAGUGCUGCUCCACCAGAAACUGCCGCACCAAUAACUGAAGCUUCAAGUGCUGCUCCAGCACCAAUUACUGAAGCACCAAGUGCUCCUCCAUCAGAAACUGCCGCAGCAAUAACUGAAGCCUCAAGUGCUGCUCCAGGACCAAUUACUGAAGCACCAAGUGCUCCUCCAUCAGAAACUGCCGCACCAAUAACUGAAGCCUCAACUGCUGCUCCAGCAUCAAUUACUGAAGUACCAAGUGCUACUCCAUCAGAAACUGCAACACCAAUAACUGAAGCUUCAAGUGCUACUUCAGCACCAAUUACUGAAAUAACAAGUGCUGCUCCAUCAGAAACUGCCGCACCAACAACCGAAGCCUCAAGUGCUGCUCCAGCACCAAUUACUGAAGUACCAAGUGCUGCUCCAUCAGAAACUGCCGCACCAAUAACUGAAGCCUCAACUGCUGCUCCAGCAUCAAUAACUGAAGUACCAAGUGCUGCUCCAUCAGAAACUGCAACACCAAUAACUGAAGCUUCAAGUGCUACUUCAGCACCAAUUACUGAAGUACCAAAUGCUGCUCCAUCAGAAACUGCAGCACCAAUAACUGAAGCCUCAACUGCUGCUCCAGCAUCAAUUACUGAAGUACCAAGUGCUGCUCCAUCAGAAACUGCAACACCAAUAACUGAAGCUUCAAGUGCUACUUCAGCACCAAUUACUGAAAUAACAAGUGCUGCUCCACCAGAAACUGCCGCACCAAUAACUGAAGCCUCAAGUGUUGCUCCAUCAGAAACUGCCGCACCAAUUACUGAAGUUACAAGUGCUGCUCCAUCAGAAACUGCCGCACCAAUAACUGAAGCCUCAAGUGCUGCUCCAGGAUCAAUUACUGAAGUACCAAGUGUUCUUCCAUCAGAAACUGCCGCACCAAUAACUGAAGCCUCAAGUGCUGCUCCAGCACCAAUAACUGAAGCCUCAAGUGCUGCUCCAGCACCAAUUACUGAAAUAACAAGUGCUGCUCCAUCAGAAACUGCCGCACCAAUAACUGAAGCCUCAAGUGCUACUCCAGCACCAAUUACUGAAGUAUCAAGUGCUGCUCCACCAGAAACUGCCGCACCAAUAACUGAAGCCUCAAGUGCUGCUCCAGCACCAAUUACUGAAGUACCAAGUGCUGCUCCAUCAGAAACUGCUGCACCAAUAACUGAAGCCACAACUGCUGCUCCAGCACCAAUUACUGAAGUAGCAAGUGCUGCUCCAUCAGAAACUGCUGCACCAAUAACUGAAGCCACAACUGCUGCUCCAGCACCAAUUACUGAAGUAGCAAGUGCUGCUCCAUCGGAAACUGCUGCACCAAUAACUGAAGCCACAAGUACUGUUUCAGCACCAACUACUGAAGUAUCAAGUGCUGCUCCAAUAACUGAAGCCACAAGUGCUGCUUCAACACCAACUACUGAAGUACCAAGUGCUGCUUCAUCAGAAACUGCUGCACCAAUAUCUGAAGCCACAACUGUUGCUCCAGCACCAAUUACUGAAGUACCAAGUGCUGCUCCAUCAGAAACUGCUGCACCAAUAAGUGAAGCCACAAGUGCUGUUCCAGCACCAACUACUGAAGUACCAAGUGCUGCUCCAUCAGAAACUCCUGAACCAAUAACUGAAGCCACAACUGCUGCUCCAGUAAAUCCAACAAAUGUGCCAAGUAAGCCAAUUGAAAUUGUAUGUACGAAAUCAGGAGUAUUUCCUCAUAUUAAUGACUGCAGUAAGUAUUACCGCUGCAUAAAGGUAUUUGCGCUAGGGUUGUAUAAGUACGACUUUACUUGUCCAAUAAACUUCUUCUUUGACUCAACAUCGGGUAAAUGCACGAAAGACCAGACAGUUUGCAAGGGCAAAAAGUUCGUAUGCAGCUCGGUAGGUGUCUUCGCAGAUCCGUUUGAUUCCAGGACCUUUUACUGGUGCAUAAAGAGCUUGUUUGGUGGGUUCCAUCAAUUAACACAUGAAUGUCGCAAGCGAGAAGUUUUUAGUCCUGUCAGUAAACGCUGCGAAAAGGUAAUUGAACGUGAUGAUGACUCUGAUAGUGAAGCGAAUGAAAGCAAAGAAGGUUCCACGACGUGGCCAAAUACCGAAGGGGAUGGAGACAAUAACAGCAAAAAUGGAGAUAAAAAUGAUGACGAUGAAGACAAUACAAAGGAAACCGAAAACGAUUCAAGUGAAAGAAAUGAGUCAAAAGAAGUGAGCAAGGAUAAGUCAAAAGAGAAGGAAAAAAAGAAAGAUUUCAAAUGUACAGAAGAAGGAAGUUUCGCCGAUCCUAAGAAGGAUAACAAGUAUUACAUCUGCACCUACAAAAACAAAGAGAAAAAUAAAUUCGAAAAAGUUCAUAUGAAAUGCGAAAAGAGACAAGUGUUUGAUGAGGACGAUGGUAAAUGUGUUGAUGAAGAUUAGUACUAGAUUGAUGGAAAUGUGGCACCCAAAUAUGUUAUUGCUUAGUAUUAUUUAUAGUGGCAAAUGUAAUUUUUUCAAAAAUGUAAAAGAAAGAUUCUAUUUAACGUUUAAAUAAAUAAAUUUAGAUGCAUCAAUGCAGUUGGCCUCUAAUUUAAAUACAGCAAA
Messenger RNA from Bradysia coprophila, 4942 nucleotides. RefSeq lists its product as uncharacterized. Gene Ontology annotation, cellular component: extracellular region. Lineage: Eukaryota; Metazoa; Arthropoda; Insecta; Diptera; Sciaridae. Gene Ontology annotation, molecular function: chitin binding. The record is from RefSeq and is a predicted model, not a curated record.